This is a messenger RNA of Microplitis demolitor, 2226 nucleotides long. RefSeq lists its product as uncharacterized. The record is from RefSeq and is a predicted model, not a curated record. NCBI's taxonomy places the organism in Eukaryota, Metazoa, Arthropoda, Insecta, Hymenoptera, Braconidae. The coding region runs from base 1 to 2226 and encodes 741 amino acids. The transcript has 8 exons.
AUGGAAAGUAAUUGUUAUCGCGUUAAUAUAACGAAGUGGUUACCGUUUCCUGAUAGUAAACUUGAAUCAUGGUUUAAAGAUAUUGUUUGUUUUAAUUAUACCACCAGGAAAUUAGCACGAAACAUGGGAUUGAUUAUUGAACAAUUACAACAAUGUACUAUUGUUUGUGAUGAGCAGGUACUUAAUGAUCCGAUGUUAGAUCAAUUAGAAACACUAAUUCAAAACUACAAAACUAUCCAUUCGUCAAAAAAUACUUUUGCUGCAAAUCAAAUCGUUUAUAAUUACAAAAGCGACCAUCUCUUGUCUAUUAUGAAACGUUUAUUAAAUACAAUCGCUAAAUUUAUUUACAUUUUUAUAAAUCAAACAUUGGAUUGGGAGAGUGAUGAGUUGACAUUAAAGUUUUUGAGAUUAAUCAAGAUCUACAUCGACGCCUUGAGUUUAGAGAGCAGUAUCACUGAAUCAUCAAUAAACAUCUUUUCAAAUGACUGUCCUUCAAUGUUGGAGUCAUUAAAACCGCUGUCAGUACUACGAAUCUUACAAAUUCUAGGGAAAAAUAAAGCUGAAGAGUACUGUUACGAACUCAUAGACUGUCUGUUAGCAAUUUAUCAACCCAACAAUCAAGACAAGUGUAAUUCAUCGUCUUCCGGUGAUCUUGAAAUGUCUGAAAAUUCCAGUGUUGAAAUUUAUCGCGCACUUACAAAACAUAUAACUCCGCCAGGAUCAACUAUAAAUGCUGCCGCACGUAGAAAAUGUAGCGAUACUAAUAUUGAAAGCUUUCAAGCUUUAGUUAACAACCAGAAAAAGAAAAUACAAAAAUUUAUACAAGUCGCUAAAGAUAUUUCUCCUUUACUCUUUCAUGCCGAUAGUUUCAGAUAUGACAAACAAGGUAAAAUAAUAAAAAUAAGAAGUAGUAUUCUAGCUAGACUAUCUGAUUACUACUGUCAAGUAUGUUGGGCAGCAAUAUCUGAAAUUCUUGAUCAUGUUAUUUUAUGGUGGUCGGCAGAAGGAUUAGCAACACGACAUAAUCAUGGUGCACAUUAUCUUAAAGAUUGGUUGCAUUCAUUUUUACUCAGUCCAUCUAAUGUUCCAGUAAAUAUAAGACCCACAUUAGAUAAUUUAUGUGACACCUUAGGCUGUCAUGUAACAACAACAUGUUGGGAUGAACUGUUCCGGUUGGCUUAUAUUGCAUCAUUUGAAUGUGCAUCAAGACCCCAUUCAUCAGAGGGAACAGACACUGGUCAAAUGUUUGCCCAAGUAUUUCAGUUGUUAGUAAACUUGAGCAACGAAUGCGAAAUCAGCGGCGAGUGGGUGAUAGGAGCACCUCUGAUGGAACUACCACUUUCUGAACAAAUAAUUAUUCUUCACAGACUAGAUCAUUCUAUCCACACGAUGAGACUCUGGGCAAGUCACGAAUCUAAAAUAAUAGCACACACCUGGGACCUAGAAAGUUUUUUUCUUCUUGUUAAGGGAGAUCUUAGCAACUGUAUCAAUCAAAUCUCGUAUCUGAAACUCGCUGACCAUACUGCUGCUUUGAAUACUGACAAUCCAAGUGUUCAAGUUUAUGUUUGUACUCGAAUGCGAGCUAAAAUCGUCUCUGAAGUUAAUGCUAAUUUCUCAUUACUUAAAGAAUCAUCAUCUAAAUGUAUCAGUACACUCGCCAAAAUAUGCCGAGUAAUAAGUCUCGCUAAUUUACACAUGUGCUUUCCAAUAUCAAAUAUCUGGAGAAGAUCUAGCAUCGUCUCAAACAUAAAUCCAAGUCCUUAUGUCCAAGUAUAUUUGGAGCGGGUGUUACUACCGGUAUUAGAAGUAGUUGAAGACGAAGACAUCUCAAAUAUGGUGUUAAAAAUAAUGUGCGAGGCCUGGCUUGAUUACAUUUAUCUCCACCGAAUAAAAUUCAGUGAACCAGGUGCCUAUCAAUUAUUAUCAGACUUCGCUUACGUGUCUCAAUGGGUAACAAAUUGUCCAAUAAUAAGUCAGAAUGUGAAAGACCAGUUGCUGAAAAAUGAAGUUCUCAGACGGUGUGAAGGUGUCGGACGAUUGCUUCUUCGACAUCCCGGCGAAGCUAUAGCGAUGCAUAAAAAGAUUCGAACAAGAUCUUCAGACAAUGGAUCGCCAGAGUCAUUGGGCUUAGAGCGAAUGCCCGCGGAAAUGUAUGUUCCCAAUCAAGAACAAUGGCUUGAACUUCGCGCUGAAAAAAAUUAUAAAUUAUACUGCUGCGUUGAAUAA